UCUUCGUAGAUCAACGAAGCAUUGCGGGUUUUCGAGACUGUCGCGCAUAAUCUCGGUUUAUCUGCACGGUUCUUCUCUAGCAGCGAAUUUGUCGAGAUCUCAUCAUGCCUCUCGACACGUCCACAUACUCGCUCGCGCUCCUCCGACUAGACGGUCGCCGAUGGAACGAGCUCCGCAACAUACAUGCGCAAAUUAGCACACAGGCCGCUGCUGAUGGAUCGUCAUACCUGGAGAUGGGCAACACAAAAGUGCUGUGCACAGUCACUGGCCCAGCAGAGGGUCGCCAGUCAGGACAGCGAGGAGGAAGAGACAAUGAGGCUAAAGUAGAAGUGGAGAUUGGCUUCGCGGGAUUCAGCGGCUUGGAGAGGCGCAAGAGGAAGAACGACAAGCGAACGUCGGAGAUGCAGCACACACUCGAAACUGCCUACUCAUCGCUGCUCCUCACCCACCUCUAUCCGCACUCGACCAUAACCCUCAACAUUCACAUUCUCUCGCAAGACGGGUCACUUCUCGCGGCUUGCAUCAACGCGGCCACACUCGCCCUCAUCGAUGCCGGUGUACCCAUGACAGACUACCUCGUCGCAUGCACGGCAGCCUCAUCAGCAACUUCCGCCGAGUCAGACAACUCAGAUCCCCUUCUCGAUCUGAACAACUUGGAAGAGCAAGAGCUGCCAUUUUUGACAGUCGGCACAUUGGGCAGGAGCGACCGAGUGUCUGUACUCCUUAUGGAGACCAGGGUGCGGAUGGAGCGCGUAGAAGGCAUGCUUGCUGUAGGAAUUGACGGGUGCAAGCGCAUGCGGGAGAUACUAGACGGAGUGGUGAAAGAGUACGGAAAGCGAUUCUCGUGAUCAGGAGGGGAGGUGGUGAAAAGUUAGAUGAUACCCAAAUGGCAGCUGCUUCACGACAGCACAAUGAGCGAACAUUACGAUUACUAGCAUCGGCCGAUGCACAUGUUUGUAAAGAUAGAUUCUUUCUCUUCACGUUCGCAAGUGAAAGGUCUACGUCCGGUACAAAAAAUAAAAUGAAGCCACUCGCCUCGAAGAGACCUCCAAGUUUCCACCUAACCGAUGACACCAAUCAGAUCACUGUU
Paraphaeosphaeria sporulosa is the source of this 1090-nucleotide messenger RNA. Its product is annotated as exosome complex exonuclease RRP41. The record is from RefSeq and is a predicted model, not a curated record. Gene Ontology annotation, cellular component: nuclear exosome (RNase complex); cytoplasmic exosome (RNase complex); nucleolus. Bases 105 to 848 code for a protein of 247 amino acids. NCBI's taxonomy places the organism in Eukaryota, Fungi, Ascomycota, Dothideomycetes, Pleosporales, Didymosphaeriaceae. The transcript is spliced from 3 exons. Gene Ontology annotation, biological process: rRNA catabolic process; U4 snRNA 3'-end processing; nuclear mRNA surveillance.